AUGCCUUCCCCAAUGUAUGGCGACAUGGAUUUCCUGCUGGACGAAGCAUCAGUAUUCGCAUUCCUUGCUGACUGUGAUUUGGUGGACGAAAUGGAACCAGUUCCAACGAUCUCGACUACCUCACACUGUGGCGCUAUGUCGACACAAUCCGACAGCUCUAGUUUUUGUAUUACGUCUGAAGAGCCCGUGGAAAAGAAGAAAUCGUGGCGCCAGCGUCGUAAAGAGGAGAUUCUGAACCUUAGGGACGAGGUGAAGCAGCUCUCCGCCGAACUCCAACAACUCAAAUAUGCACUUGGGGUGCAUUCCAGAUAUCGACAGUCAAAGAAGAUUAAAGCGGCAAAAGAUUCAUCGCCGUUCAGCUCGCACGCGUCGAUAUGGGAAAACACUGCACAACAUCAAGCCAAUCUUCGUUCGAUCAGCGAACAGGAGAACACCAACCUGCGGGAAUCACUGGAGUAUCACAUACAAAAAGCGAAAUCGUUGAAUCGUGCAGUCAAACGAAAGCUUCGAGCUAUUUUGAUGUCACCUGAGAUGGAUAUGAUAAACCAGUUACAGCACCAUUCGAAACGAGCAACCCCGCCGUUGAAUAAUGAGGCCGUGUUUAACCAACUCAAGGUAGGGAUAGACGAGCUGUACGGAGGCUUGGACAUCUUUUUCAAACAAGUGGGAAUGGAUCAAUUGUCACGCUCUGGUCUACAGAAGAACUCAAUGAACAGUGGAGCACGAAUGACGCUGGUGGAGUUCCUGGAUAGCUAUGCGAUACCAUUUGAUCUACUUCAGAUAGAGAAGGCGAUUUGGACUCCUGAUACAGCAGACAGUGAAGACCCCGCCCUGUUUUUCAUGCAGAGUGCUACCGACGAUAAUACGCGUAUGAUCAGCAUGGGUUUCCCAUUUUCAUUGGAAGGUAUCGAUUUCAGUAUCGUCAUGCGAAUUGUGACUCGGAAAUACGUCGAGAAAGACCGAGUCGUGUUCAUUACGCGAUCGCUUAUAGAACCAAGUAUUGGUCCAUUAUCAUUUGUCGAGACCAACCGCAGGGUCUUGUUGCGUGGGGAACCCUCGUCACGUGGUCCGACGACGAUAAUCCUGACGCAUCGUGAAGCGGUUUCCUAUGGAGAUUUAUUAUCCUCAGACAUGACAGGAUGCCCAAGUAUCGAAAUCGGUCUCAAGACCUGGGAAGGCUUUGCUACACAGUACAACUAUGCCCUAGAAGACAAGCUGAUUCGGACGAGCAGUAAGUAG
Molecule: messenger RNA, 1239 nt
Organism: Phytophthora nicotianae INRA-310
Lineage: Eukaryota; Oomycota; Peronosporomycetes; Peronosporales; Peronosporaceae
Exons: 2
Coding region: 1-1239 (412 amino acids)
Source: RefSeq, a predicted model, not a curated record